This is a messenger RNA of Trichosporon asahii var. asahii CBS 2479, 717 nucleotides long. RefSeq lists its product as uncharacterized. NCBI's taxonomy places the organism in Eukaryota, Fungi, Basidiomycota, Tremellomycetes, Trichosporonales, Trichosporonaceae. Bases 1 to 717 code for a protein of 238 amino acids. The transcript is spliced from 2 exons. The record is from RefSeq and is a predicted model, not a curated record.
AUGAGCCAGCUCGACACACUUCCAAACCAGCCACCACCGGCCUACUCACGACACAGCUACGAUGACCGGCUGGGCCUGGAUCCCUUCGAUGGCCCAGCGCCGGGAAGUCUGCAGGCGACGGCGAACCUCCGCGCCCCGCUGCAAGGAGCCGGAGGUCUCGGCGCAAUUGGACUAGCAGACCAGCCGGGACAGGGACUGCCGACCCUCGAGAUGACGGACGAGAUAUGGGACCCGAAGGAGGCGUCGCGGCGCGAGAUGCAGCUGUACACGAGGCUGCAGCCGCAGGAGCUCGUCCGGCGACUCGAGGACGCAGGCGCCUCGUCCGAGGAGGCGCAAAAGGCAGCCAUGUACAUGCGCUCCGAGCGCGCAUGUCUCGACUACAUUGACGCGCUCCACGAGCGCAACCGUCUACGUGAAAUCAAGGCGAAACUCGAAAGCAAGAUCCGCUUCAUCCGGGACCAGGAGUAUGUGUGCUCGAACCGUGAAGCUAUUGAUGCCCUUCGGUGGUAUCCUGAUCCGAAGGAGGCGCUGCUGUACGUGCGGCACAAGCGGCAUACCAGGCUGGAUCCGGGCUGUGCGCAGUGUGUGCGAAUCUUUGAAGCGGAGAGGCAGGGAGAUCAGGCCGCCGCCGCGGCUUGGGAGAGGAGGGUUGCGCAGAUGGGCCCACUGGAGAGGGAGAGGUAUCUCAACACGCUGCGGCGGCCGAGCCAGCGGUGA